ACACAUACUACAACUGAUUAGUAAAAAUGAGAAGUAAUUAGAGAACACACAAGGAAAGAACAACCUGGAAGGAAUUCAGAAGUAACUCCUGAACGCAGUUUACUUACCCUGUUGUUGCCAAAGCUCUUAAGUUACACAUUCUUAUGAACUAGGACUUCAGAGGAGAAUCCUAAAGAGGAAUCAACUUUGUGUGCAAAGCUGAAGAGGUCAUUGUCUUUUCCUCAGACUAUGUCAGAGAGUCACAAUGAACUUGAACAAUAACAGCACAACCUUGCCUUUGUUUCCGAACAUCAGCUCUUCCUGGAUACACAGCCCCUCCGACACAGGGCUGCCCCCAGGGCCAGUCACUCAAUUUGGCAGCUACAAUAUUUCUCGAGCAGCUGGGAAUCUCUCCUCUCUGAAGACCACCAACGAUCCUCUGGGAGGUCACACCAUCUGGCAGGUGGUCUUCAUUGCACUCCUAACUGGCAUCCUGGCCCUGGUGACCAUCAUCGGUAACAUCCUGGUCAUAGUGGCGUUUAAGGUCAACAAGCAACUAAAGACGGUCAAUAACUACUUCCUCUUAAGCCUGGCCUGUGCUGACCUAAUCAUCGGGGUCAUUUCCAUGAAUCUGUUCACCACUUACAUCAUCAUGAACCGAUGGGCUUUAGGGAACUUGGCCUGUGACCUCUGGCUUUCCAUUGACUAUGUGGCCAGCAAUGCCUCUGUGAUGAACCUCCUGGUCAUUAGCUUUGACAGGUACUUUUCUAUCACGAGGCCACUCACAUACCGAGCCAAACGAACAACAAAAAGAGCCGGUGUGAUGAUUGGUCUGGCGUGGGUCAUCUCCUUCAUCCUUUGGGCUCCUGCCAUCUUGUUCUGGCAGUACUUCGUGGGGAAGAGAACUGUACCCUCAGAGGAGUGCUUUAUCCAGUUCCUCAGUGAGCCCACCAUCACCUUCGGCACGGCGAUCGCUGCCUUUUACAUGCCUGUCACCAUCAUGACUAUUUUAUACUGGAGGAUCUAUAAGGAAACUGAAAAGCGUACCAAAGAGCUGGCUGGGCUGCAGGCCUCUGGGACCGAGGCAGAGGCAGAAAACUUUGUCCACCCCACAGGCAGUUCUCGAAGCUGCAGCAGCUAUGAACUUCAACAGCAAAGCGUGAAACGCUCAUCCAGGCGGAAGUAUGGCCGCUGCCACUUCUGGUUCACCACCAAGAGCUGGAAGCCCAGCGCUGAGCAGAUGGACCAAGACCACAGCAGCAGCGACAGUUGGAACAACAAUGAUGCUGCUGCCUCUCUGGAGAACUCAGCGUCCUCCGAUGAGGAGGACAUUGGCUCAGAGACAAGAGCCAUCUACUCCAUUGUGCUCAAGCUUCCAGGCCACAGCACCAUCCUCAACUCUACCAAACUACCCUCGUCAGACAACCUGCAGGUGGCCGAGGAGGAGCUGGGGACGGUGGAUGUGGAGAGCAAUGCCAAUAAGCUGCAGGCCCAGAAGAGCAUGGACGAUGGUGGCAGUUUUCAAAAGAGCUUCUCCAAACUUCCCAUCCAGUUAGAGUCUGCCGUGGACCCAGCCAAGCCUCCUGAUGCCAACUCCACAGUGGGCAAAACCACGGCCACUCUACCUCUGUCCUUCAAGGAAGCCACACUGGCCAAGAGGUUUGCUCUGAAGACCAGAAGUCAAAUCACAAAGCGGAAGAGAAUGUCUCUCAUCAAGGAGAAGAAGGCAGCCCAGACCCUGAGCGCUAUCUUGCUUGCUUUCAUCAUCACCUGGACCCCCUACAACAUCAUGGUCCUGGUGAACACCUUUUGCGACAGCUGCAUACCCAAAACCUAUUGGAAUCUGGGCUACUGGCUGUGCUACAUCAACAGCACCGUGAACCCCGUGUGCUAUGCCCUGUGCAACAAAACAUUCAGAACCACCUUCAAGAUGCUACUGCUGUGUCAGUGUGACAAGAGGAAAAGGCGCAAGCAGCAAUACCAGCAAAGACAAUCGGUCAUUUUCCACAAGCGAGUGCCCGAGCAGGCCUUGUAGAAUGAGAGUUUAUCAAUACCAGUGACAAAACACACACAUCAACCUGCAAACCUUAGGAGAAGUAAGGCUUGGGGUGGGGGGGGGGGCGACUCCUGGUGAUGAUAAAAUGUUUUUAUCACCCAGAGAUGAAUCAAGCUGCCUGUUUACUGAUUCAUUGAAUAAACUAAUUUUAAUAUUAAAAGUCAAAUACCAA
Castor canadensis (American beaver) is the source of this 2207-nucleotide messenger RNA. The record is from RefSeq and is a predicted model, not a curated record. NCBI's taxonomy places the organism in Eukaryota, Metazoa, Chordata, Mammalia, Rodentia, Castoridae.